Messenger RNA from Staurois parvus, 298 nucleotides. Lineage: Eukaryota; Metazoa; Chordata; Amphibia; Anura; Ranidae. The record is from the annotation of a GenBank genome assembly.
AGUGCAGGGGCCGGGGAAAGCGGAUAUAGUGAAUGCAGGGUCCGGGGAGACCAGAUAUAGUGAAUGAAGGGAUCCAGGGAGAGCGUAUAUAGUGAAUGCAGGGUCCUGGGAGACCAGAUAUAGUGAAUGCAGGGUCCGGGGGGACCAGAUAUAGUGAAUGCAGGGUCCGGGGAGACCGGAUAUAGUGAAUGCAGGGUCCGGGGAGAGCGGAUAUAGUGAAUGCAGGGGUCCGGGGAGACCGGAUAUAGUGAAUGCGGGGUCCGGGGAGGCCAGAUAUAGUGAAUGCGGGGUCCGGGGA